Molecule: messenger RNA, 6028 nt
Organism: Scophthalmus maximus (turbot)
Lineage: Eukaryota; Metazoa; Chordata; Actinopteri; Pleuronectiformes; Scophthalmidae
Gene: farp2
Product: FERM, RhoGEF and pleckstrin domain protein 2
Exons: 27
Coding region: 1204-4386 (1060 amino acids)
Cellular component (GO): cytoskeleton
Molecular function (GO): guanyl-nucleotide exchange factor activity; cytoskeletal protein binding
Source: RefSeq, a predicted model, not a curated record
CACACACACACACACACACACACACACACAGGACUCAACCACUGUAAAAAAAUUAAUUCACUGGUACACUUAAAGUGCAAUAACCAACUGUGAAAUAUUUAUGUUUAUUCUCCAUGUGUAUUUUAUUGCUACUGAUCUGAAUAUAGUAUUUAUACUUUUCAAUUCAAACAAAAUACAUCAGUCAACAAGUAUAUGUAUGACUGCACAAACAUUAUGUUAUAAAUGUUAUGUGCAACAAAACAAAUACAUUUGCUGCAUGGUAGCACACAUACAAGAGUUUGAAUAGUUAUGAGCGGCAGAUAUUUGAUAAAAGUACAUGUUUAAGUGUCCGAUUUUCUAAAUGGGAUCAACUUGUAGUGGACACCACUAGAGGGCGCUGUAUCACAAUAAGAAAAGGGGGGUGUUUCUUUUCUCUGCAUUUCAGUUCUGUUCGAUUCUUAUCGUUCAAAUGCUGCAAGCAGAGCAACAACGGACCCGAUAGCAAACAGUCCACCAAAUGCACCACGACUAAUUUAAUUGUCCACUGAAGCGUUUACAGACACACACACACACACACACACACACACACACACACACACAGUACAUUCAUUUUGAACAUGUCACUCAUGUUGCAUUAUUUGGUGGUGUUACAGUGAAAGUUACACCCAUAUGCCAUAUAACAUCGUGUCUACGGGUCACACUUUGGCCCAAACUUAAAUAAAGUCUGCACACACGAAACUGAUCAGAUAAAAAUCAAUUGUUUUUAUUUCCUCUGCGUUUUGACAAACUAUCGUCCUGUGGAUUACACACACACUGACACACGCAGCCUCGACGCCUGCGCGAACCUUUCCUGCAACUUUCCACGCGGCCUUUUUGCUCGGACGCCACGACGUAUACUCUUGGGUUUUUGCGGCGGACACGUUCAUUCGCCGUCCAUUGGGGCUAUUUAAAGCAAAGGAGAGUAAAUCCGCGCUCCCCAGCCUGCAAUCCCUGAGCCACAGUCGGACCAAUGGCAGGGCGGAGGGGGACUUGCCGCAGCCAAUGACAGACGAGCCUGAGCGCAGUCCUGUGGAGUGGACGACGAGGACGACGACGACGACGACUACCACCAUGGACCGCAGCAGUGCCGUGUGCUUUACGGUGCUUCAAACUUUUAGCGUUUAGUUUUCCACGCGGACAAGAAACGGGGAGUGAUGUGGGGGCGGCAGCUCUGAGCGGUCGGUGAUGGGGGAUGUAGAAGGUUCAUACCGGGUCCUGCAGACCCCCGGCACAAGGCUGGGGGCCCAGUUCAACGCCGGCAUCAGCACCCUGGAGCCUGGCCAGAGCCUCAGCGGCAACAUGGUCGUCGGCGGCGGCAAAAGCCACGGACGAGGACUCCAGAUCCGUGUGCAGGGCCUGGACGACUCCCAGGAGUUCUUCGACGUCGACCCAAGAGCUUUUGGACAGGACCUCCUCUCUGACUGUUUCCACAGAGGAAACCUCAUCGAGAGCGAUUACUUUGGCCUCGAGUUCCAGAAUAUGCAGAUGAACUGGGUUUGGCUGGAACCCACAAAACCCAUUGCUAGACAAGUCAGAAGACCAGCGAACACCCUGUUUAGACUGUCGGUGAAAUUCUUUCCUCCAGACCCUGGUCAGCUGCAGGAAGAGUACACCAGGUACUUAUUCUCCCUGCAGAUGAAAAGAGAUCUGAUGGAGAGCAGGUUGAUCUGCACAGAAAACACAGGAGCCCUGCUGGCCUCUCACCUUGUCCAGUCGGAGAUCGGCGACUAUGACGACGUAGCAGACGGAGACUUCCUGAGGAACAACAAGCUGCUGCCUUACCAGGAGAAGGUGCAAGAGAGGAUCAUGGAGCUCCACCGCAGGCACCUGGGUCAGACUCCGGCUGAAUCUGAUUUCCAAAUCCUGGAGAUUGCCCGUAAACUGGAGAUGUAUGGCGUCCGCUUCCACCCAGCAGCGGACCGGGAAGGCACCAAGAUCAAUCUGGCCGUUGCUCAUAUGGGCCUCCAGGUGUUUCAGGGCAACACAAAAAUAAAUACUUUUAAUUGGUCGAAGAUUCGUAAACUGAGCUUCAAAAGAAAACGGUUCCUGAUCAAACUCCACCCAGAGGUUCAUGGGCCCCAUCAGGACACUCUAGAGUUCAUGAUGGCCAGUCGAGACCAAUGUAAGAUCUUUUGGAAGAUCUGUGUGGAGUAUCACUCCUUCUUUCGCCUGUUCGACCAACCCCAACCCAAAUCCAAAACCAUCCUCUUCACCAGAGGCUCUUCCUUCAGAUACAGUGGAAGGACCCAGAAGCAACUUGUGGAUUACGUCAGGGAAAACGGAGCAAAGAGGACACCAUACCAGAGGAGGAACAGCAAAAUAAGAAUGUCUGCUCGUUCCCUCGCGACAGAUGUGCCAAAACAGAGCUUGUCAUUCAAUGAUAGUUUCAGGAUCCCAGGCUCCCCUUCCUCUGCGACAGUGUCCUUCCACCCGGCGCACAUCUCUAGUAUCUUCCCACGGACAGAACACCAACUUCAGCCCCAGCCUUUUCCCACAUUGAGCCAUUCUCCAGCGCAUCCGCAGCAGCAGCAGCCGCAGCCUCAGUUCCCUCUGCAAGCUGCCAGACCCCCCAGCCCAUCGAAGGAAGAACCUGUCAAGGCCGCUUCCCCAUCCCACUACGCUUUUCAAGAUUCGGCCGCAGAGAGCCCCCAGCUCUCACCUUACCACUCCAAGGAUCCCCUCUGCCUGUCGCCAUCCUAUCAGAUGUCCACCCUCAGCCUGCCCGGCCAGGCCCCGUCGCCCCUGCAAAGCCCCAUCCUGAGCGAGGUGGGCAGCAAUGCCAGGCUGGAGGAGGAUGAGGAGGGCAGGAGGAAGCGAUAUCCUACCGAUAAGGCCUACUUCAUUGCCAAAGAGAUUCUGACCACAGAGCGAACGUACCUAAAAGACCUUGAGGUCAUUACUGUGUGGUUCCGCAGCGCUGUGAUCAAAGAGAACGCCAUGCCCGAGGCCCUGAUGACCCUCCUCUUCUCCAACAUCGACCCCAUCUAUGAGUUCCACCGAGGCUUCCUCAAGGAGUUGGACCAGAGGCUGGCUCUCUGGGAGGGUCGUUCCAACGCUCACGCCAAAGGGGACUUCCAGAGGAUCGGCGAUGUGAUGCUGAGGAACAUGUGUGCUCUGAAGGAGUUCACCGGCUACCUGCAGAAGCAUGACGAGGUUCUGACAGAGCUGGAGAAGGCCACCAAGAGGCUGAAGAAGCUGGAGACGGUGUACAAGGAGUUCGAGCUGCAGAAGGUGUGCUACCUGCCCCUCAAUACGUUCCUGCUCAAGCCCAUCCAGCGGCUCAUGCAUUACAAACUCAUCCUGGAGAGACUGUGCAAGCAUUACUCGCCCGCACACCGUGAUCAUGACGACUGCAAGGAGGCUCUGAAGGAAGUGGCGGAGAUAGCCACUCAGCUCCAGAGCAGUCUGAUCCGGCUUGAGAAUUUCCAGAAGCUUACAGAGCUGCAGCGGGACCUGAUCGGUAUAGAGAACUUGACGGCGCCGGGCAGGGAGUUCAUACGAGAGGGCUGUUUAUACAAACUCACCAAGAAGGGGCUGCAGCAGAGAAUGUUUUUCCUGUUCUCAGACAUGCUCCUCUACACAAGUAAAGGCGUCACGGCAACCAAUCAGUUCAAAGUGCACGGCCAGCUUCCCCUCCACGGCAUGAUAGUCGAGGAAAGUGAAAAUGAGUGGUCCGUGCCCCACUGCUUCACCAUCUACUCUGCUCAGAGAACCAUUGUGGUGGCUGCCAGCUCUAGAGUGGAGAUGGGAAAGUGGAUUGAGGAUCUGAACCUGGCCAUUGACAUGUCCAAGAAGUCUCACGAAAAGUCCAGCAUCUUCCUCGACGCCGGACUCAGCGACCGCUCCAACCGCUCGUCCGACGAGGUCUCUCUGGAGCAGGAGUCGGAGGAUGACAUGAACUCCUCCCGGACCUCACUGGACAAGCAGACGCACCAUCGUGCCAACACGACCAUGCAUGUGUGCUGGCACCGCAACACCAGCGUGUCAAUGUCCGAUCACAGUCUGGCUGUGGAGAACCAGCUCUCUGGCUACCUGCUGAGGAAGUUCAAGAACAGCAACGGCUGGCAGAAACUCUGGGUCGUUUUCACCAACUUCUGCUUGUUCUUCUACAAGACUCACCAGGAUGACUUCCCGCUGGCCAGCCUCCCCCUGCUCGGCUACACGGUCAGCACCCCCGAGGAGUGUGACGGCAUUCACAAGGAGUACGUCUUCAAGCUGCAGUUCAAGUCCCACGUUUACUUCUUCCGGGCGGAGAGCGAGUACACCUUUGAAAGAUGGAUGGAGGUGAUCAAGAGCGCAGCCAGCACCGCGGGCCGGAUGAGCCUGCUCAUACCAAGGGGGGGUCCCGCGGAGAUGAACGGAAAAUGAAUGAAGGCGACGCGCAUGUCCGGAGGCUGGGCCUCCGGGGCGUCACAUAAACUCAAUUCAGUCUCUUUUUCGACGCUCGCUGUCAAUCAUCGGUGAACUGAACAUUUGGACAGUUAACGAGUGGAGACUGACAGUACUGCCACUUUCAAAGUGUUAACAUUUCUCAUCUUAACUAAAUCUAAAGGUCUGUGUAUUUGUUUUCUUUUCCCUAUUAAUGGUGUAAAUGAUAACAUUUUGCUCCAGCAUACAGGAUAAAAUGAAAGGGAGACUUGUACAUUAUGAUCAAUGUUUUUUGUUGUUGUUUUUUUUCCAUGUGUAGUGCUCGAUCGGGGCAGUUCAUAUAGACUGACACUACGGGAAAUACUGUUUAAUUAUGGACCAAAUCCGACACAAAGUGCUUAAACUGUUUUCUCCCCCAGCCUGAAACUUUGUCUGGUAACAGCACCGUGCGACAGAAAAACACGUCAUACAGUAUGUGAGAAAAUGAAGGAACAGAACGGGAUGUGCUCUUUGCUUUGGAAGGACUGGGGGGGGGGUCUCUCUUUCUCUCUCUCUCUCUCUCUCUCUGUGUGUGUGUGUGUGUGUGUGUGUGUGUGUGUGUGUGUGUGUGUGUGUGUGUGUGUGUGUGUGUGUGUGUGUGUGUGUGUGUGUGUGUGUGUGUGUGUGUGUGUGUGUGUGUGUGUGUGUGUGUGUGUGUGUGUGUGUGUGUGUGUGUGUGUGUGAGAGAGAGAGAGAUGGGGUGGCGAGCAGAAAGUUAAUGAAAUGUUGAAACGGGUCUGAGACGAGAAGACGUUUUUAUUUCCGGGCGAUUCCGUGGGAAGUUUUGCUACUUUUGAGACAAAGACGCACACGAUAUUGGCUUCAGACAUUGGAAAAGGGAAUAUUUCGCAGGGUGUCGAGCAUCAGCCUGUAUGAAGUGUCGUCAGAGUGUUUAUUUCUCAAACUGAAGCCAGUCCAAGGGGCUUAAUUUGAUGUUUCAGAUGCUCAGAGUGACGCUGUUCUUCUUAAAGGCUCCUGAUUAGUUAGGCAGCGUUAUUGCCAGUUUGGUGCUACGUAAGUUAAUAUCACAUAUAAUCAUUUAUCCUGUUGAUAUUUUUGCAUAGGGGUAACAACUCGAGGACAUGCUGUGCUUGUAGUUGUUCUAGAGUUUACUCUGGAAGAGUUUUUUUUUCCCCUCUUUAAAUCAGAAGAACAUAUUUCGAAGAAAUUGUCACUUGGUGAUUGUGUCUUUCGGGAGCCGACCCAUGGGAAAACCGUGGACACUUCCUGUCGGUCAUUUAGCGUGCUACGUGCAGCCGUGGUAUUAUUUGGUAAAUAUUUUUUUUAUGAAGACUGGAACCUUUACGCUCUGUGUGCGUGUGUAUUAUGUGUGUGCGUGUGUGUGCAGAAAAGCCAACUGUGUAGUCUCCCCCCCCCUCCGCCUCCGGAGCUGUAACACACAGCGACCUCAGAGGUCACCUCCCAUAUCUGACUUUCUGUGUGUGUGUAUGUGUGUGUAAGAGACCGACUCUGUUGCACAGUUAACAAUUUGAGUAUGUUACUCCGUAUUUAUUGUUUAGCAUGUCGUCAGGUUCAUGCCCUCGUGUAGUCUUUGUGUUAUACCAUUGGGAAAAACUAACAAAUAAAAGAUAAUUUCAGUGAA